AUGUCAAUGCGAAAAGUUAUUAUUAUUUGUCUGAUUUUGACCACAAUAAUUGUACCGUUGACUCAAUUAUCAUUCGGUUUUUAUUAUAUCAAAUCGAUUGAACUAUGUCCACUACAACAUGAUAUUAUGCUAUUAAUGGCUAUCGGUGGUAUUUUUGAAGCAAUAUUUUUCUCUGUUGCUUUUGGUUUUGUCUAUUCAAUUACACCAGCAAAGUAUAAAAUAGGCGAGAAAAAAGAAAAUAGUCGAAUUUCACAAUAUCUUAUUGGAGCUAUAAUGUGUAUAUUCGGAGUUGCUGCAACGAUAUUCUUUAUUCUUCUACAAAUUCGUGUAUAUGGAAAUUAUAAAAAAUUUCAAUGGAAAUUUCCUACACAAUCAAAUUAUUGUUUAUCCAUAAUUUUCUAUAGUGCUUUAGGAUCAAUCAUUGGUUCUUAUGUUGCUAUUAUAUUGUUUUCUACCGUUACAAUGAUCUUUUUAUUCGGCAUUGGAGUAUAA
This is a messenger RNA of Rotaria socialis, 492 nucleotides long. The record is from the annotation of a GenBank genome assembly. Lineage: Eukaryota; Metazoa; Rotifera; Eurotatoria; Philodinida; Philodinidae.